Messenger RNA from Zeugodacus cucurbitae (melon fly), 2362 nucleotides. It is a transcript of the gene fidipidine, whose product is annotated as coiled-coil domain-containing protein 93. NCBI's taxonomy places the organism in Eukaryota, Metazoa, Arthropoda, Insecta, Diptera, Tephritidae. The record is from RefSeq and is a predicted model, not a curated record. The transcript has 10 exons. Gene Ontology annotation, biological process: Golgi to plasma membrane transport. Bases 149 to 1909 code for a protein of 586 amino acids.
UGUCACAGCUGAUUUCACUGACAGCUCAUUUAGAAAACAUUUAAGUUUUUGCCAAUUUCUGUGUUUUACUGUAAAAGUUUGUUGAUAAAUUAGCUAGUGCUAAGGAAAAAAAAGUUGGGGUACAAGUAAUGAAAGUGGGCGUUUCACGAUGGCGUCCAAUCGUGAUAUAUUCUCGAAACAUUUGCCAAACGUGAAAUUGGCCACACGUAUCGAUGCCGAAGGACGUGAAGUUCAGGUGGAGAGACGUGAAGAUGUGGACGCUACAGCGAAGGAGCAGGAAACAUUUGAUAUGUUAGUGGCUGCUGGCUAUUAUCGGGCGCGUAUCAAAGGCUUAUCGCCCUUCGAUAAAGUUGUCGGCGGUAUGACUUGGUGCAUCGAAUGCUGUGAUUAUGAUGUUGAUGUGGAUUUAUUGUUCCACGAAAACCUAACGAUUGGCCAAAAAAUUGCACUCGUUGAAAAAAUAGUGUCUGUAUUGCCACAAAUGAAGUGCCCUUUUCAGAUAGAACCACAUCAAAUACAAGGACUCGAAUUCCUUAGCAUACAUCCGGUCAUACAAUGGCUUGUUAAAAAAUCCGUUGAAAAUCGUGCUGAGCGUGCGCAACGACUGAAAAAGUUCGCUAUCGGACAAUUCCACAAUCACUAUCAAUAUAAAACGGAUAAGGAGCAGCUGGCGAAAAUACGAAAUGCCUCAACGCAUAUUAAACGCAUUCAAGAACUCUAUAAUCCAGUGCGCGCGUAUCAACGAAAGGAUGCGGGAAACGAAGAUGAGAAGACGCGUGUACGCAUGACCUUGCUAGAGUACGGUUGUGCGACUGCGGCGUGUACGAGUAGUGAAAGCCAUGCUGGAGCUGGCGAUGAGUUUGAUGUGCAGAAAAUGCUUAAAAAUCUUUCAUUAACAAAAGAGAACAUCACUUGUUCGCCAACACAUCGACUUGAUGCCCGUGAACGCAGCGCUAUGCAUAAGCAUUACACUGAACUGCAACAGGAAAUGGAAACGGAUGCCAAACAAUUAUCAGAACAUAGUCAAAUUAAAAUGCUCGAAGCUUCGAAGCUGGCAUUAGAACGUCAAGUGCAAAGUAAUCUCAAAGAGAAUGCAGAAAUUGAGGCGGAAUUAGAAAAGCAAAAGCAACAAUUGCAACAAUAUCUGGAACAAAAACAACAACUGGAAGUGGAAAUCGAACAGUACAAAGCCAUUGAAGCGAAAGCGGAUCCAGAACUGGUUACUAAAGUGCGCGAUAUGCUGAAACAACAUGAUCAAUUGAAGAAAGAGGAAGCGGAAUUCAAAGAGUUCUGUCGACAAGAUUUGGCCAAUUUACAAAAAGAGAUUGACGAACUGGAAGCCUUCAAUGCACAAACACCCGAGGAACAAGAAGCUGCCAUCUCAAAAGAGAAAGCACAAAUACAGGAAUUGAAGCUGCAGAUAGCUAAGAAGAAUCGUAGCAUUGUGGUGAUGCAGCGACGUUUAGAUGCCAUACCCGAUCGCACAGAGCUCACGCAGUACCAGCGACGGUUUCAUGAGCUAUACAAUGAAAUGAGUGCCAAACACAUCGAGACGAAGCAAUACUACACGCUCUUCAACACGCUGAACGACAAGAAACGCUAUCUCGAGAAGGAACUCUCACUACUCAAUUCCAUAUGCGAAGCCUACAACGAGGGCAUGAGCAGUGCGCAGGGCCGUGAAGAGUUCGUAAAGCAAUUCGAAGCGAUUUUGACGGGCGUCAAGCAAACCGAACAAAAGGUGCGUCAGAAGUACAACGAGGAAUGCGGGCGACGCGAUGCGCUCAAUGCGGAGUUGCAAAGCCUACACGAAGUACAGCGUCAGUAUGCGGCCGCUGUGAAACAGCUGACCAAGGAGUGCCAACGUUGCGAGCAAUUGCAACAGCAUUUAAAGUCAAUUCGGCAAAAGUAGUUUAGUCUAUAGGGAUUUAUAGUAGUACCAUGUACAGUGCGUUAUAUGUACACAUUUUGCAAUUUAGAGAGAAAGAACGGAAGAGAGAGGAAGGUAGAGAGCGGAGUAUUUAUGUGUAAAGACAAACUAUAUCGAAUUGCUUUCGAAGAUUUUAAUGAAACGAUUUUUUUUAGCUCAAAGUAUGUACUCGCCAAGUGUUGUUUAUAUACAUACAUACAUGCAUACAUUGAUAAGCAUCACAUAAGUAUAUUAGCAAAAUUGUUUGUUUGCCAAUUCCAAUACAAAAACGUACGUAUUAUUAUGAAACAAAAAACUUUAGCAUGAAAUGAAAAUUUAAUUCCAUUUUGCUACAUACUCAUAUAUCAAAACUGCUAAUUUAGGAAAAUUACUUAAUUAAUUUGUAAUUAAAAAAACAAAUGUAUUUAGAAAAACCUAUAAUUAUAUAUAAUUAUU